Molecule: messenger RNA, 2295 nt
Organism: Anolis sagrei ordinatus
Lineage: Eukaryota; Metazoa; Chordata; Lepidosauria; Squamata; Anolidae
Gene: EFCAB11
Product: EF-hand calcium binding domain 11
Biological process (GO): spindle pole body duplication
Cellular component (GO): microtubule organizing center
Molecular function (GO): calcium ion binding; microtubule binding
Source: RefSeq, a predicted model, not a curated record
CCAGACACCAUGACUGACGCUUCCCGGCGUCCAAUGGGCUUGCUUUGAAAGCUGAGCGGGUCGUUCCCCGUUCGUUCGUUCCCCGCCCCCAACUCUUCUCUGGCCAAUGAGCGCGGCGGGUUUGGUUACUAAGAGGAAGUUGAGCGGAAGUGGUUCGGUUGCUAAGGGCAUCUUAGUCCUGGUUGGAGAGAAUCGUGUUGCCGGCAAUGAGCGCCGCGUUUGAAAUGCCAGAGGCAGGCGACAAGAAUCGGUCCCAAAGGAAGCGAUGGGAGAAGGUGUUUGAGGCAUGUGAUGAAGAUAAGAAAGGAUAUUUAAGCAGAGAGGACUACAAGGUUGCUGUCGUGAUGCUUUUUGGCUAUAAGCCUUCCAAGAUGGAAGUGAAUUCAGCCAUGGCCUCCGUGAAGCAAAAUCAGUCAGGUAUCUCACUUGAAGAAUUUCUCAAACUUAUGAGUAGAAAGAAGUCUGACCAUUUUUACCAUAAUGAAGUAAGGCAGCUAUUUACUGCUUUUGACAGACAAUGUAAAGGAUUCUUGUCUUUGGAAGACUUGAGAAAAGCCUUUAAUAUUGUUGCACCAAAGUUGCCAGAGAGGACCAUUGUUGAAGUAUUCAGGGAAGUCGAUCAGGAUUCUGAUGGCCAUAUUAGCUACAAAGACUUUGAAUUAGCAAUGAACUAUGGACAAGAAAAUGUUUCAGCACUUCCUUUCAUUUAAGUAUAUUUUCCCAUGAAAAUAUCAAAAUAUGUUCUCUUCAAAAUUUUCUAAGUUUGCACAGCAUAUUCCUAAAGAAUUUUUUAAAAUUAAUUUACAUGUGAUACUAUAAAAAGACCCUGUUUAUUGAAAUUGCCAUGGAACGUACAGUGUUUUCUUGUAUACAUAUUGUUUCCCCCCCCCAAUAUAGUCUGGUUUUCUAUUUCUUUUGUGUCUUCAUGGUUUUCCUUUCUCUGACAGUGUGGUCAGAAAAUGCCUUACUCAUCCCAUAUGAAAGUGAGGAAAAGAAAAAAUGUUAAUAAUAACAUUUUAAGAAUCUGAUUACAUGUAACUGGAGAAUGGAGUCUUCCAAUAUUCUGUAAGCAAUUUGUUAAUUGUAUUCAUUUAUACCAUGUUUUACAAGUAACUUUCACACCAUCUUAGUGGAAGAUUAUAAUAUGGGUCAAUAUUGGUAGCAUUGUUUAGCAAAUAUAUUUGUGUGCCAUCUUUAAUCAUAUAGAAUAUUUAAAGCUGCAAACUUUUGUACACUUACAAGAGAAUGCGAUCCAUUGAAAUCAGGAGAUCUGCUAGUCUUGGUUUUGUUGUGCUUUCAUUGCUGAUCUCACUGUGAUAGAAUUCCAACUAAAGGAAGGCAAAGGGGCUUAGCUAACAGUUUGAAUGUUGGGAUGGCAAAGCAAUGUAAGUAUCCAGUAAUACCAGUGUGAGGAAAGAAUAGUCCUAAACAUAUUGUUGGACUUCAACUCCUAUUGUCCCUUACCAUUAGCUGACAGGGAUAGUAAGACAAAAAAAAUUCAGCAGGUUCAAAGUCAGAUGAGACUAUGCACAACUCUGUAUGGAGCUCUGCUUAUGCAAGCAGGCUCACAUGUUGCUUUAUUAUCAAGAACAUCUCAGUCUGAGAUCUAAAGAGAUUUUCAGCCUGUGUAUUAUGGCCUUUCCAGAAAUGCCUUAAUCCCAGGAGGAACUGGGAUAUUUUUUCCCAGUUUCUCCCAGGGUAAAGGCCCCACGUGACCAUUAAACCCCGGGUUUUUCCCUGGAGGGGGUGGCUAUAUGUUCUCCUGGAUCAGCCAGAGGUUGACCCAGGAGAGCAUCCAGCGAGCCCCCUAUUUAGCCUCAAAACUUAAAAAAAAACUCAGACAAAACCUCCUGGGCAUCAAAAUAAUGUAUCAGGAGGGGUAGGGAGGAGGGAUCCCUCAUGUACGUUUUGGGGCUAAAUGGGGAGCUGUGAGGAGAGGGUGGGCCUUUCAGUAAGGUCCAGAUCUCUUGAGGUGUACUAUUAAUUCAGAGUAAACUGGAAAACUCCAGUUUACUCUGGAAUCCAGGUUAACUGAAGUGUCGUUUGGAUGCCUCAGAUAAAUCCGUGACCCAUCACAGGUUUUUGAGACUUUGUAAAAGGGCCCUUGGAUUCAUUUCUGCUCCUUCCUUCCCCAUAAGUCUUUGGCACUCUUUUUGUUGUGUUUGCAGCCCUUUCUCCUCUUUAUUGUGUUAUGUAUUCUGUUAAUCAUCUUUGUAUAAUGUGUAUGCAGUACCUGGAAGGAUGAAUAGUGGUUUAAACAAGUUAAUAAAAUAAAUAUACUCUUGCCUAACACUA